Molecule: messenger RNA, 1371 nt
Organism: Fonsecaea multimorphosa CBS 102226
Lineage: Eukaryota; Fungi; Ascomycota; Eurotiomycetes; Chaetothyriales; Herpotrichiellaceae
Exons: 1
Coding region: 1-1371 (456 amino acids)
Source: RefSeq, a predicted model, not a curated record
AUGCAGCUGUACCUUCUCAGUCAAGAUUCCGACCGCGGACAAGGCUCCAUCGAGAUUGACGGCCUGCAUUGGGGACUGACAACCCACAACUUGGACGCAUCUGAUGUCGAGGAAGUACAAUUCACUUGCGUCUCGUAUACGUGGGGCGAAGGGAGAGAAAGCAGUCCCUUUCAUCCCUCUCACGAAGUUUCCGACCGGACCAUACCCGCGCUGACCGCCGUUGUCAGACAUCGCCCGUCUUGCACCCACAUCUGGAUCGAUGCAUUCUGUGUGCCUGUCGACGCUGCCCCCGAGAGGGCUCACACCCUGGAGAGCAUGGGCUACAUCUACUCCCGGGCCAAUGAAGUCAUUGUGGUGCUAUCCGUGUCCGCCCACCCUGUACUCCAGAAGAUGAACGCGUCCGAUCGCGUCGACCCCGUCCAUCUCGAUAUCUUAGAGAGGGAAGAGUGGGUUUCGAGGGCAUGGACGUAUCAGGAGGCGGCGAACAGCAAAGUCCUUUACAUCACCUGCGAGGAGUCCCACGGGGUCAUCAUCCCAGGCAAUCAUUUCCUGAACUGCCUUGGCUACACGCUGACUCGCCUCGAUGGCUCAGUCCCCUCGGCAAGCGAAAAGAGGCAGCGAUACCCUCGUCUCGACGCAUUCGAGGACCUGAUCGCCGAGUACAUGCUCGCUGGAUAUCAGGAGCGCUCCGCCUUGCAAGUCAUGUCCAACAUGGACCGUCGCACACAACGCCACGCCGAGGACCAUUUCUAUGCCAUGAUCGGCGCCAUCAGCACGGCACGCGCCAGCUCCACCCCGGCUCUGGAUCCUUGCGAGGCGUUCAUGACCCUGUGUGAGAGGAAGGGAGACUACUCAUUCAUCUAUUCUGCCGCGAAGCGGGACUCGACGCCGUCGAAACGCUGGCGUCCGGUGCCAGGAGAUCUCCCAGCCAUCCUACCUUGGCAUUGUUACGGUGAGGGCCAGCCGGGUCACAAAGAGUCCGGGACAUUGUAUCUCGACCUGAUGCUGCCGCUCGGGGUCUCGCCAAUUGUUGACGACGGAAAGGAGUUUGUGCAAGCAUGGCUUGCUGCGAGCAAAUUCGUCUCUGUCGGGCCUGGUGACUCCCUCCAGGAAGCGGCCCAUGCGGCCCUUCGGGUCAUGGGCUUCAAAGGAAGUCCAGACUGCGUGACCACUUCGCAUGGCUUCUUCUUCCCGUCAGAGCGAAUCUCUGCCGACAAAGAAUUCACAGUCCUGGUCGCAACGGCGGUACGAUGGAGUUUUGGUGCGCCGGCCCUUGCUCGCUGCCGCCACGGAAACGAGGAAACGUUCACUCCGGGGGCUUUUUUUGGCCGUGUUGACAAUGAAGCUGCUGUCUCGGUCAGGGUAUCAUGA